AUGUACCAAAUCGCAGAAGCCUUCUGUCAACUGUCCAUCCUGGCCUUUUACCUGCGGAUCGCAACCUCGCCAAAACUACGGACAACCACGUAUAUCCUGAUGGGGAUUGUUACCGGCUUCGGUAUCGGCAAUACAGGAGCCAUGAUGUUUCAAUGCCAACCUAUCUCAUUCUUCUGGGACGGGUGGAAAGGCGGAACAAGUGGCCUAUGCACCGUCGAUGUUCGGCUAUUUGGAUUCAUUCGCGGCGCCAUUGAAAUCAUGCUCGACGUGGCAAUCCUAUCGCUACCAUUGCCCAUGUUAGCGAGACUACAGAUGUCCUGGAAGAAGAAGGUCCAGAUUAUCUCUAUGUUCGCUGUGGGCUUCAUCAUCUUCAUCGUCAGUUGCCUUCGCUUAUGGGCUCUCGUCCGAUUCGAUCAGAGCUCAAAUCCGACUUACGACAACGUAUCCGGUGUUUACUGGUGUGUGACCGAAGCCAACCUCUUUAUCGUAGUCGCAUGCAUGCCUGCCAUGCAUGCGAUAUACCAGCAUACAAUUUCAAGGAUAUGCAGCAUAUCCUCAGGCUCCGGGAAGAGCAGCUACGUCUCUAGUGACGAUCGCUAUCGUAUACGAAGAUCAGGUCAUCGACUGUCUCUGGGUGGUAUCUCGAAGGUUGUCGAUAUCCAAGUCAAGCGCGAGGAUUUCUCGGAGUCGGAUGUCGAACUCGUAGGCCGGACAAACUAUCAAUGA
Messenger RNA from Alternaria arbusti, 726 nucleotides. RefSeq lists its product as uncharacterized. The coding region runs from base 1 to 726 and encodes 241 amino acids. The transcript is spliced from 2 exons. Lineage: Eukaryota; Fungi; Ascomycota; Dothideomycetes; Pleosporales; Pleosporaceae. The record is from RefSeq and is a predicted model, not a curated record.